This is a messenger RNA of Antechinus flavipes (yellow-footed antechinus), 4641 nucleotides long. It is a transcript of the gene RGMB, whose product is annotated as repulsive guidance molecule BMP co-receptor b. The coding region runs from base 758 to 2176 and encodes 472 amino acids. The transcript is spliced from 5 exons. Gene Ontology annotation, cellular component: plasma membrane. Gene Ontology annotation, molecular function: coreceptor activity. Lineage: Eukaryota; Metazoa; Chordata; Mammalia; Dasyuromorphia; Dasyuridae. The record is from RefSeq and is a predicted model, not a curated record. Gene Ontology annotation, biological process: BMP signaling pathway.
GGCAAAGCCUGAAACAGAAUUAUGUUGUGAACAAGUGCUGCGGGUGGGAAAAGGCGAGGCGGCAGACUGGGAGGCCCUGAAUGUUCCCCCCGGUGAAAGACACCCUUUGUGCAAGCCUUCUGGAAAAGGGGGAAGGGAGUUGGGCAGAGAAAAGGAAAGGGGAAACUGAAAGGCCAGGAUUGCCAUGCCCAGCUGAUUCCGCCAGAUGUGCAGGUACAUUCCAGCGGUUACAGUAGCUGCUGAAAACUCCUGUAGGGGGCCAUGUGGAUUUCAGAGAUGAGACAAGAAAGGACCAACCAGCACACUCCCUCGACCCUUCUUUGUAGGGGGAGGGGCGGGGAACUAGGAGGAAGGAUAGUUUCUCAAAAGCGAGAAGGGAAUUAAGGAAUUCCCUCCUCUCCUCUAUAUAGUGGCGGAGAGAUCACGCUGUCAUUAAAGGCACAACACCUACCUUGGCUGCUGUGCCAGGCUUCAGAAGACCCGUUAGCCGACACUGAGAAGGGCAAGCCCUUCCUGGGUAGAGGUGUUAGAGACCUUUUUACCUUACCUGGGGGAGAAAGGGGCGCUCGGACCGCGCUCCUUCCCUCCUGCACCAAAGCUGUAUGGCUUGUGGCUUAUUUUCCCAGCCGGCAAACGUCACCAUGAAGACAAGGGAAUGCCUGUGGUUCAAAAAGUAAGUGUCAGAGUCCGAGCUUUUCAAGGAGUUUCCAUGCCCCUUUGGCCCUCCAAGAACCAUACAGGACCAUAAGGGUUAAAGAUGAUGAGGAAGAAAAGGAAGCGAGGCCCGAUCUCGUGUCCAUGCAGCAGCCCCGGUUACCGGGCCCCCACGCCGCCGCCAGAGCCCCGGAGGAGACCUGCAUGGACGGGCAUGGGGAGAGCUGCUCCUUUUUGCGCCGCCGCCGGGGCUGAGCCGCGCCGGCGCCGCCCCCAUCGCGGCUGGCGCUCGCCUCCGCUGGCCGCCUUGCUGCUUCUGCUCGGCCUCGGGGGGCUGCCCGCAGGAUAUUGCCAACAGCCAACGCAGUGUCGAAUCCAGAAAUGUACCACAGACUUUGUGUCACUGACUUCUCACCUGAAUUCUGCCAUUGAUGGCUUUGAUUCAGAGUUCUGCAAGGCUCUACGUGCUUAUGCUGGCUGUACCCAGCGUACUUCCAAAGCCUGCCGUGGAAAUCUUGUCUACCAUUCAGCUGUGCUAGGAAUCAAUGACCUCAUGAGCCAGAGAAACUGUUCCAAGGAUGGACCAACAUCCUCUACCAACCCUGAAGUCACCCAUGACCCUUGUAACUAUCAUAGCCAUUCAGAAGCUAGAGAACAUCAGGGAGGGGACCAGAGUCCUCCCACUUAUCUUUUUUGUGGUUUAUUUGGAGAUCCUCACCUUAGAACUUUUAAUGAUCACUUUCAAACGUGCAAGGUGGAAGGUGCCUGGCCUCUUAUAGAUAAUAAUUAUCUUUCUGUACAAGUGACCAAUGUACCUGUGGUCCCUGGAUCCAGUGCUACUGCUACAAAUAAGAUAACUAUCAUUUUCAAAUCUCACCAUGAGUGUACCGAUCAAAAAGUAUACCAAGCCGUGACAGAUGACUUGCCAGCAGCUUUCGUUGAUGGCACCACCAGUGGUGGGGAUGGUGAGAUCAAAAGCCUGCACAUUGUGGAGAAGGUGAGCGGCCAUCAUGUGGAGAUGCACGCCAGGUACAUAGGAACUACAGUGUAUGUGCGGCAGCUGGGGCGCUACCUGACUUUGGCUAUCCGCAUGCCCAAGAACCUGGCUAUGGCUUAUGAAGAGAGCCAGGAUCUGCAGCUCUGUGUGAAUGGCUGCCCUGUAAGUGAGCGCAUUGAUGAUGGACAAGGGCAGGUGUCUGCUAUCAUGGGGCAGAUGCUUCCCCGAGCUGCCUCAGCCCCAGCCUGGCCUGGGUAUACACUGGAGACUGCCACUACUCAAUGCCAUGAGAAGAUGCCGGUGAAAGACAUCUACUUUCAUUCCUGUGUCUUUGACCUGCUCACCACUGGUGAUGCUAACUUCACUGCAGCAGCUCACAGUGCCUUGGAAGAUGUAGAGGCACUGCACCCUAGAAAGGAACGCUGGCACCUUUUCCCUACCAAUGGAAUUGGGGGCCUAAUGGGGAGCAGCAACUUGUCUGUCAGUCUUAGACUCAUGUGCUUGAUCCUUGUGGCGUUUUUGUAGGGUUGUGUUUUUUUGUCUAUAACAAAGGUUUUAAAAUAUAUAUUGUCAUAAUAUAUUGAGUAAAAAGAUAAGAGUAUAUAUGUAUAUACCAUGUAUAUGAAGGGAUGUUUGUCCUGGGACACCCACCGGAUUGUACAUAUUGUGUUGGACUGUUUUUCAUGUAUGUUGGAUGUAGUAUUCUUUGAUUGUAUCAAUUUUGCUUUGCAGUUUUGUGAAAUGUUUUAUAAUGUCCCUGCAUUGGGACCUGUUAGAAAGCACUUUAUUUUUUAUAUAUUAAAUAUUUAUGUGUGUAUAUGGUUAAUAUGUACAGUCUAUACACACAGAUAUCACAUCCAGUCCUCCUUCUGAAGGUCUACUUAAGAUGCAGAUAAGCUCAUUAUUACUUUUUUAUUACCUGAUCCUAUAGUGCUGUGUUGCCAAGGGCCUCAAUUGUCAUAUUCAUAAAAAUCACAUUCUUUAUUUUUAUAGAUCAAACUGAUUAGAUCAUUUAAACUGUAUCUUCGUGUUCUUUUUUUCCAUCUUUCAGCCAGUGAUAAGCAUACAUGCUUUAUCUUAGACUACUGAGGAAGAGAGUCCACCUACCAGGAUUACACUGACAUUUUUUGUCCAUUAUUCUUUAGAGAGAUGAGAGAGGCUCUCUCUGAGUCAAAAUUUUUGUUACCUGAUGUAUUGUCAACAUUUUUUUCCUUUGAACAUCUUCCUAAAUGUCAUUAUAUUGUUUCUCAUUGCUGUUCUUUUCCAAGUUUUUCAUACGUGUCACCUUUCUCAAUUAAGACUGUAUAUAUCCAAAAUGAAAUGGAGCAUGGAAGCAAUGACAAUACAAGCUUUGUUAUGCUGACAUGGCAAAUUAGAGGUGGCUGGUUAAAGUAAUAGUUGUUGCCCAGGUCAUUGCAUUUUCUUCUGUCCCAAGACCUCUUGGUAAAGCUUGGUAAAGCUGACCUUUACCAAAUUUGGAUAAUUUUGGUAAUAUACAAAUUUGCAUUUAGCUUCUAUUUGUCAACGAACUGCCUCCUCCUUCCACAUCACGUUAUUUGUAGGCAUAGCAGAGCUAAUGACCAAGUCUUAGUUUCAUUCUUUCAGCUGAGGAAGCUGGCUGAAGUUCAACACAGCAACAAUCUUGAGUGUUUUGAGGCUUCUUUACAUUGAAAAAUUCUGGUUUAAUUUAGGACUGUGAUAAGAUAGACAUCUCUGGCUCCCUGUCUAUUCAUGUAUCCAAGAGCUUGAGAGAACAAGUUGAUGCUAGGUCUGGGAAGAUGUUAAAAAGAAUCCUGGCUCUCACAUGGAAUGAUACAUCAGCUCCAAAUCUAGGGACUGGACUUUUUGUUUCUAUGGUAUAGAGAACUUCCAGAGGAACAAACUCCCUCUACCAGUGCAGAUUAGCGUCUUUUCUGCCAUUUAUAAUCUUAGAGAAUUAGAAUGAAUGUAGAAGCAUUUAGAAACUUGCUAGGGUCUCAAAGUCAGUUUGUGUCAGAAGUGGGACACAUCCCAGAACUAGUUCAGUGGAAAUAGAUCUUGAAAGUAUCUUAGAAAUUAUUUACCAGCCUCCUUGUUUUACACUUAAGAAAACCAGAGUCCUGAGGUUAAUUGGCUUGCCAAAGUCACAUAGGUAAGUAAUAGAAUUUGGGAUUUGAAUCCAGGUCCUCUACCUUCAAUUCAAGCACUAGUUGAACAAAUUUCUUUUAAUUUUUUUCUAAAACAUAAAUUUUGCACAAAUUGUUAAUCAAAUUGAAUAAAGACCAUUUCUUUAAAGCAAUGUGUGAAACCCUGAAGGAUUGAAAGGUGUUACUUUUGUACCAUUUUAGGUCCUUUUUAGAGAGGAAAGAAGUACCUCUCAAUGGUUUGAAAAAAUAAAGCUGAGCUUUUUAUUUCACAUGAAUGGAUAAGUGGAAAUGGUCUAUAUCCUAAUGCAAAAUCAAAUUAUGGAUGUUAAGUACCUAAUCUCUCACAGUAUACUCAGCCAGUUCCCUUUCUUGCUAGAAUAAUUGUCUGCUCCUCUUCUAUAAUCUGAAGCCCCACACAUCACUAAGUUUCAGAAAUGAAAAUUCUUCUCUAGGAAGAGAGUGAAGUUCAUUUUCUGAUGUUCCUUCUCUCGGGUCUCUGGAGAAAGUGUUAUUUGCACAAGUGCUUUCCUAAAAUUCAUUGUUAACCCCCCAAAAAGUUUCCCUUCACCCUGAAUAUGUGGGUGAGUAGCCCAAAAGCUGGUGAAUGGUCUCCUGAGGAACUCAAGCAUAGAACAUGGUUUUUCCAUAGAUGCUUCCAAUAACUACCUUAAGAAGCCUUCAAUUCUUUUCUAUUUCUUUGUGUGCUCUCCCCCCUGCCCCACAAUGUGUCAAGAUUUUGCAGGAAAGUUUUAGAUGUGGUUCAUGAAUAUACUCAUAAAUAUUUGUGUAAAAGAGUGAGUGUGCAGUGUGUAAAUACUUUAAAUUAUUAUGCUAGAAAAAUAAAGUUACAUACCCUGCUGUGGA